CGGUUUCGCUCGUUUCUCUGUGUGCACACUUUCUGCCAUCAUCUGCUGUCUGGAUACAAUCUGUUCGGGGUUUGCAUAAUCGGAUCUCCACCAUUCAUUAACACUUGUUUUGUUUCCAGCAACAACCGAACAUUUCAGCAGCAAUUGCUCCCGAGAAUCCCACGCAGUAGCACCAUGAAGUUCUCGAGCUCCGCUGCGGCAGCUUUACUUCUGCUCCAAUCGUAUUCCACGACGGCUUUUUCGUUUCACCCGGCUAGGGUCACCAGCAGGCGUCAACGGACCUCUUCUCUUUCCAUGGUCCUGGAGAAACCAAAGCCGAAGAAGCUACCCAAGAUUGAGCAACUCAAGAUAGAUUCCAAUCACUUGGUGCAUCCCCUUAUUGAGCAACUUAAAACCGAAGAGAUCUCUAUUUCCAAGGAUGCGUACCAAAUUCUCAAGUACCACGGGUCGUACAUGCAGAACAAUCGCGAAACCAAGGGGCCCAAGGACUACCAAUUUAUGCUCCGACUGAAGCAACCCGCUGGAGAGCUACCACCGGAUUUGUAUCGACUUCUAGACGAUCUUUCACGCGAAAAGGGACAAGGGGAUCUCCGUGCGACAACCCGACAGUGCUUCCAGAUGCACGGUAUUCUCAAGGGUUCGCUCAAGGAAGUCAUUGCCUCCAUCAUGAAUAUUGGUUCCAGUACCGUCGGAGCCUGCGGCGAUGUGUCACGAAACGUCAUGACGACGCCUGCUCCCUUUGCGCAUCCUGCGUAUGAACACGCACGUGAAUGGUCCAAGGUCUUCGCGCAGCUGUUCCGCCCUAUGACACCCGCCUUUUCGCAGAUUUGGUUGGAUGGGGAAAAGGCCGCCACUGUCGAAUCUUGGCACACCGAGGUUUCCGGGUACAACAUUGAUGAGGUCAUGAAACACGAUACCGGCCGUGGUGUCGUACUGAAUGACAGUGUCGAACCGCUGUACGGGGAUCGUUAUUUGCCACGCAAGUUCAAGAUUGGUGUCACCGUCCCAGGGGACAACUCCCUCGACAUUUACACCAAUGACAUUGGUGCCGUAGUUAUCACUGACUCGGCCGGAAACCUGGAAGGGUUCAACAUCAUGGUCGGUGGUGGUAUGGGUCGCACGCACAAUAAGGAGAAUACCUUUGCCCGAGCCGCUGAUCAUCUUGGCUUUGUUUCCAAGGAAGACGCAAUGGAGCUCAUGAAAUGCAUUGUGGCUACCCAGCGGGAUCACGGUAACCGCGAUGUACGUGCGAACGCUCGUAUGAAGUACUUGGUGCAUACCCUCGGAAUCCAGGACUUCCGCAAGCUGGUCGAGUCAUAUUUUGGUAAACCCAUCGAGCCGUGGCGUCCAAUGGUGGAAUGGAAAUACAGUGACUGGAUGGGAUGGUGGGAACAAGGUGAUGGCAAGCUCUUUUGCGGCGUGCACAUUGAAAAUGGUCGUGUCAAGGACGAAGGAAAGUUCCGUCUCAAGACCGCCCUACGUCGAAUUGUCGACAAAUACAAUAUUCCGAUGAUUCUCUCCCCGACGCAAUCAAUUAUAUUACGGGACAUCAAUCCCAAUGACAAGAAAGGCAUCGAAUAUCUCCUGGAUGCUCACGGUAUUAAACCGAUUGAACACGUGGAUCCAUUGAAUCGCCUAGCAAUGGCUUGUCCCGCACUACCUCUCUGUGGGCUUGCCCAAACUGAAGCGGAACGGUUGAUGCCUGCGUAUUUGGACCGUGUCCGAGGCCUCCUCAACAAGAUGAACUUGUCCGACGAAGAAAUCAUGAUCCGCAUGACUGGUUGCCCCAAUGGUUGCGCGCGCCCUUACAUGGCUGAACUCGCCUUUGUAGGCGACGGUGCCAAAUCGUAUCAGGUGUGGCUGGGUGGUUCGCCGGUAUUGACCCGAACUGCCUGGCCGUUCAUGGCCAAGAUGGAUGUGGACGAUCUCGAGAAGACCCUGGAGCCAAUUCUUGCCAUGUUUAUUCAACAGCGACAGCAAUUUGAAGCUUUCGGCGACUUUUGCUACCGAGUUGGCGCGGAGGCGAUUGAAGCGUACAGCAACAAUUACCGACUUGGAAGCGUGCGGGCUUUCUAGAUACGAAAGCUCCAUGCAAUUUUAGAAAAGUCUUACAUUUCCUGCACUUGGAAGGUCUUAUAAGUUUUAGUACAGUACCUUAUUGUAACACUUUUGAUGGGUCUUUUUCUUCUCUCACAUCAAGAAUGUCUCCAGAGAAGGUGACACGCAAAGUGAGAGAUGCGAAGGGGAUUGACUGACAGUGAAUGUAUUUGAGAUGCUCCUCUCCGCAACCGGUGCUGACUGAAAUGAGUGAACUAAUGAAAUUUUUUCUGCCACUAUAAGACGAGUGCAUUUACGGC
Messenger RNA from Phaeodactylum tricornutum CCAP 1055/1, 2357 nucleotides. RefSeq lists its product with no specific name. Bases 175 to 2076 code for a protein of 633 amino acids. The transcript is spliced from 2 exons. The record is from RefSeq and is a predicted model, not a curated record. Lineage: Eukaryota; Bacillariophyta; Bacillariophyceae; Surirellales; Neidiaceae. Gene Ontology annotation, molecular function: sulfite reductase (ferredoxin) activity; heme binding; 4 iron, 4 sulfur cluster binding.